AGCUUUGCUGCAGGAUUUAAAAUACGGAAUCGUAUGCUUUUGAUAAAUACGUUGAGAAAAUGGCCGAUGUGUUGCAAGUAACGAAGGAAGAUGAAGAAGAAUUUGAGAUUGACGAAGAAGGCGAUCAAGGCUUACAGAAGUUAAAAGAAAAGGCUAAAAAGCGCAAAGGAAGAGGAUUUGGUGGAGAGGGUCCAACACGUAGUGGUGUUGAUCAUUAUGAGGCUAUGGAAGUUGACCAUGAUGAUUCAGAAGGCCCUGGACCUCAGAGAUCCGUUGAAGGUUGGAUUCUCUUUGUAACUGGUGUUCAUGAAGAAUCACAAGAGGAUGAUAUUUAUGAAAAAUUUGGAGAGUAUGGUGAAAUUAAGAACCUGCAUCUGAAUCUUGAUAGAAGAACUGGUUUUCUCAAAGGGUACGCCCUUAUUGAAUAUGAAACAUUCAAAGAAGCUCAGGCUGCAAUGGAGGCUCUCAAUGGCAAAGAAAUUCUUGGACAAAAAAUAAAUGUUGAUUGGGCUUUUGUCAGAGGUCCUAGAAAAGACAGAUCAAAGCGUGAUGACAGAAGGAGGCGGAGGUAGAUCAAGGCAGUAAUCUUCUUUUACCUGUACAGAUUGUUUUUUUUUUAAGUCUCACAACUUAAUCAUUUCAUCAUGCAAUCAUCAACCUGUAACCAUUUCGACAUUUUAUUUUUAAUUGGUGUUAAUAAACAAGUCAAAACUGAAA
This is a messenger RNA of Biomphalaria glabrata, 717 nucleotides long. Its product is annotated as RNA-binding protein 8A-like. Gene Ontology annotation, biological process: RNA splicing. The transcript has 6 exons. The record is from RefSeq and is a predicted model, not a curated record. NCBI's taxonomy places the organism in Eukaryota, Metazoa, Mollusca, Gastropoda, Planorbidae. The coding region runs from base 60 to 572 and encodes 170 amino acids. Gene Ontology annotation, molecular function: mRNA binding. Gene Ontology annotation, cellular component: cytoplasm; nucleus; exon-exon junction complex.